AUGAAGAUCAGUCCGAUUGCCUUGACGGCAGCCUCUGCCUCCGUGGCAUUGGCUCAACCACAUAUCCACGCCCAUCGACACUUGCACGAACACAAGCAACGUGAUGUCACAAUGACCAGUUGGGCUCCAGGUCCUACUGCCUAUGUUUACGUUCUCAAUGGCAAGGAAAUCAGCGCCGAGGAAGUGUGUGAAGGUCUCAAGAGCAACGAAUUGAAAUUUGUGGAUGGACAGGAUCCUGGUGUCUGUUCGACCACUUCCACCAGCAUAGCUCCCGCGACCACCAGCGAACCCUCUUCAACCUGGACUCCUGAGUCGACCACGACAACCUCUUCGGCUGCAGAAUCAUUGUCCCAGCCGGCCGAAUUCUACCAGGCCCCAGCUUCGUCCUCUUGGUCUAGCCCAAGCGAGUCUGCCAGCUCCAGCUGGGCUUCCCCUCAAUCUUCUGCCUCCUCCGUCUCUUCUGGUGGCACCGGUCUCGAUGCUCCUUUCCCUGAUGGCGAGCUUUCUUGCAGUGAAUUUCCCUCUGAUUAUGGUGCCAUUCCACUUGAUUACCUCGGAAUGGCUGGUUGGUCGGGCUUGCAAUCAGUCACCAUUGCCGGUGGCGCCGUCACUCACAUCGUGACUGGUAUUUCUGGCGAUUCCUGCGAGGACGGAAUGAUGUGUUCCUAUGCUUGCCCUCCAGGUUACCAAAAAUCUCAAUGGCCUUCGACUCAAGGUUCCACGGGUCAAUCCGUCGGCGGCUUGUCCUGCAGCGGUGGAAAACUCCAUUUGACAAAUCCUGACCUUUCCACUAGUCUUUGCAUCCCUGGCGUUGGUGGUGUUCAAGCAAACAACAAGGCGAGCGGUGUCGUUGCCAUCUGCCGUACCGACUACCCUGGUACGGAAUCCGAAACUAUUCCCGUUGAACUUCAACCCGGUGAGACGGAGGAUUUGACUGUUCCUGACGCCGCCACAUAUUAUACAUGGCAAGGCCAAUCAACAUCUGCUCAAUACUAUCUCAACCCUGUUGGAUAUCCCGCUUCGAAAGCUUGCCAGUGGGGUACUCCUGGACAACCCUUGGGCAACUACGCUCCUAUCAACUUCGGUGUUGGAGCCAAGGAUGGUAUUACAUGGCUCUCAAUUUUCCAAAACCAACCUACCACCUUUGCUCAAUAUGAAGGUACUGUCGAGCUGACUGGAAAUCUGUCCGGAACUUGCAAGUACUCAAAUGGACAAUAUUGCGGCGUCACUGGAUGCAACUCGCAAGGAUGCACUGUCUCUGUCAUCUCUGGCACGGCCACCUACGUUAUCUCUGACUAG
Molecule: messenger RNA, 1299 nt
Organism: Rhinocladiella mackenziei CBS 650.93
Lineage: Eukaryota; Fungi; Ascomycota; Eurotiomycetes; Chaetothyriales; Herpotrichiellaceae
Exons: 2
Coding region: 1-1299 (432 amino acids)
Biological process (GO): fungal-type cell wall organization
Cellular component (GO): cell surface; fungal-type cell wall
Source: RefSeq, a predicted model, not a curated record